Molecule: messenger RNA, 1263 nt
Organism: Helianthus annuus (common sunflower)
Lineage: Eukaryota; Viridiplantae; Streptophyta; Magnoliopsida; Asterales; Asteraceae
Product: dehydrodolichyl diphosphate synthase 6
Exons: 2
Coding region: 36-1088 (350 amino acids)
Biological process (GO): polyprenol biosynthetic process
Cellular component (GO): endoplasmic reticulum
Source: RefSeq, a predicted model, not a curated record
CAGAGUCACGUAUAUUUCAUGGAAAGCUUAAUUUCAUGAACGCAAAUGUACAAAAAAAUUGCCGCCUCCAAAUUUCUAUCGUGUGGAAUGUUCUUGAAGAUAACUCCCCUUUAAAUUUCAUCACUCACGUCUUUUUCUCUCUAUUUCUUUGUGUGAUAAACAACUCAUUAGAGUUUAACUCCAGAAAUCAAGUGGGUUAUCUUCCUUCAACUCUUAAAUUUCAAUUGACAGAAAGAAUGGAAGAAGAAAGACAAUCUGGAGUGAUUAGCAAGUGGUUAGGAGGCUUAAUCAGCACCAUGAGAAGACUCCUGUUUACCUUCAUGUCAUCAGGUCCAAUCCCACAACACAUUGCAUUCAUCAUGGACGGAAACAGAAGGUUUGCCAAGAAGUGGAAGCUGGACGAGGGCGCAGGCCACAAAGCCGGUUUCCUAUCCCUUUUGUCGGUUCUAAAAUACUGCUACGAGGUGGGAGUGAAGUAUGUAACCGUGUAUGCAUUCAGUCUUGAUAACUUCAACCGACGCCCGGAUGAAGUCCAAUACGUUAUGGAUAUAAUGUAUGAAAAGAUUCAAGGGUUUUUGAAAGAAUUGGAUAUGGUAAACAGAUACGGCGUUAGAGUGCUGUUUAUUGGUGAUCUGAAUCGACUGGAUGAGCCGGUUCGACUUGCUGCUGAGAAGGCAAUGGAAGCCACUGCUAAAAACACCAAGACUUAUCUUUUGGUAUGCGUGGCAUAUACUUCGUCACAUGAGAUCCCGCGAGCUAUCUAUGAAGCUUGUCAGGAGAAGAGUUUGGCACUUGCAUCAAGUGGAAAGAACGACGAUGGGAUUGUUAAUGAUGAUGAUGAUGAUGUGAUAAAAGUGGUGGAUUUGGAGAAGCAUAUGUAUAUGGGGGUGGCUCCUGAUCCUGAUAUACUGGUGAGGAGCUCAGGUGAGACCAGACUUAGCAACUUUUUGUUGUGGCAAUCAACCAACAGUUUAUUGUAUUCUCCGAAAGCUUUGUGGCCUGAGAUGGGAUUUUGGCAAGUGGUAUGGGGGAUCUUGAAAUACCAGAACAAGUGUUACUAUUUGGAGAAGAAGAAGAAGCAGGCUUGAUUGAUUUAUGGAACAUACAUCUAAUUAAUUACUACUACUAAAUUAGCUAUAUAAAGUUUAAGGUGUAUCAAAUGUCUAAAAGGCAUUUAAGAAUAAAAUAUGCUUCUUGUUCUCAUUACUAUGACUUUAUUUUAUCUAAUUAUGACAAAAAUGCAGUUUCUAUUUCUUAAAAAAA